AGGGGGCGGGCCGCUGCGAGGAAGAUGACGGCGUGGGCGGGGUCGAGGCCCUUAGCAACGUGUCGCCGCCACAGCCUCACCUCCACCUCCAUCCCCGCCAUCGCCCACAACUCCUCUCACCGCCGCCGACUCGGCCACUCUCCCUCUCCUCAACCCCGGCAGAUGUGGCACGAAUGGCUGCAACUCUGCUUCUCUUUAUCGCUUCUUAUUUCACCAGCAAGUUGGCAAACAAUUGUGGGAACUGUCUUACUUCAGGUAGCCUGGAAACUAGGAUGGGUGGAGCUGAGAAGCAGCUUUCUCUGGUCCGCCAAGAUUUCCUGGUUGCCUGGUGUCUUGUUAUUUGUUGGCAGUAUUUAUGCUGGUUCCCGGGCAUUAUCUAAACUGCCGAUUCCAUUCUUCCUCCUGCUGCAGACUGCAUCUGAUGUUGCUGGUAACAUUACCCUGAAAAUCGUCACAAAAGAGAAGCUGUCCUGCACUAAAAUCAGCAGCACGCUGAUGAUUUUCGCGGCUUCUGCUACGUUGAUGUUGACCAUCAUUGAGUCUGAAUCAGACGGCGUCUACUGGGGAGUGUUACACGUUGCAUGUGCGGGUGGAUACAAAGUAUUUCAGAAGUUAAAACCCUGUUCACUCAGUGAUCUUGAGCAACAGUAUUUAAGCUACCUGUGCAGCGUGGUGAUAUUGAUAUGUGCUGCUUAUCCCUCAGGUGACGCAUUUGAUGUCUUGGCGUUUCCAUUCCUCUAUUCUUACCACUUCCACUGGGGCUGUUGUGCAAGUGGAAUUUUGGGGAUAAUCCUACAUUUGGUUUCUGUAAAGUUGAAGACGUGUGUGUCGACAGUGCGUUAUGGGGCAUGGACACUGGUGACAAAGGUUUUGGCCGCGUGUUUGUCACUUGCCGUCUUUGAGACUCUAUUGAACACACGUACAAGUUGCUGUCUCAUGUUGGGUGUGUUUGGAGAAGCCCUUCUUGUCUAUACCUCAGUGAGUGAACCACAAGCAAACGGAUGAAGACCUCCCCAGGAUAUUUGCCAAAUGGCUUCUCAUCUGGAAGUAUUUUCCUCACUCAUCGCCAAUCGUGACAGGAACAGGAAACAGUGGCGCAGGUGACAAUCUUCAGCGGGAAGGUGUGUUCCUCCUUCCCACGUGUACAAACGGACAAUUAACUGGUGCAAAAUCACAUGGAUUACGAUUUUGCUUCACGUUCUUUGGGCACCAGGACUUUUGACUUUGUUUCGUAUGGAAGCUAGACUAGGGCCUGCAGCCCACAAUGUCUGUGCCAAACAUGACACUAAGACCAACUCAAACCUGCCUACAGGUGAUCCAUGUCCCUCCAUUCGCAGCAGAUCCGUGCAAGAAAACACAGAGAGGAAGACUGCAGAGUUGUGCUUCUGACGGCAAUCUGGUGUGAGCUACUUUGAGCUUUACCGCCUCAUGCUGGGGACUGGAUUGCUGCAAUCAAUGAAAUGAAGGGCUCACCUCUGGGUGCCCAGUCCUAAGGUCAUAACUGAUAGCAGCAGAAUUAGGCCAUUUGGCCCAUUAAGCCUAUUCCACCAUUCAAUCAUGGCUGAAUUAUCUCUCCCUCAGAACCCCAUUGGACAAUAGAUAAUAGGUGCAGGAGUAGGCCAUUCGGCCCUUCGAGCCAGCACCGCCAUUCAAUGCAAUCAUGGCUGAUCAUCCCCAAUCAGUACCCCGUUCCUGCCUUAUCCCCAUAUCCCCUGACUCCGCUAUCUUUAAGAGCCCUAUCUAGCUCUCUCUUGAAAGUAUCCAGAGAACCUGCCUCCACCGCCCUCUGAGGCAGAGAAUUCCACAGACUCACAACUCUCUGUGCGAAAAAGUGUUUCCUCUUCUCUGUUCUAAAUGGCUUACCCCUUAUUCUUAAAUGUUCCUGUCUCCUUUCUCCUGUCUUCACCCCAUGACCUCUGACACCCGUACUAAUCAAGAAUCUAUCUAUCUCCGCCUAAAAAAAUAUCCAUUAACUUGUGGCCUCCACAGCCUCUGUGGCAAAGAAUUCCACAGAUUCACCACCCUCUGAUUAAAGAAAUUCCUCCUCAUCUGCUUCCUUUAAUUCUGAGGCUGUGACCUCUAGUCCUAGACUCCCCCGCUAGUGGAAACAUCCUCUCCACGUCCACUCUAUCCAGGCCUUGCACUAUUCUAGUGAAUAUUUCACAUUUAAUAUUUUUACUCUUCAGUCUGGCCACAGGGCCCCGGAGAAAAAGAAUAUCCUGAACAAUGGAGAAGAACCAACAGAGAUCAUGGAAACAGAUUGUGUAUUUUUCCCCAGAUUAUAAAGGUGAACAUGGUUUUUAAUCGACUGUAAUGAGGACAUCUUGUUGAUGCAGGAGCAGAGAUGUUGGCACGCAGUUGUCGUUCAAUGAAAUGUAUGGUUUUAAAUUUCAGAUGCUUCAUGACGUAUAAAAUAUUAACCUGCUUUUCCCACAUAACUGUCUGCCAGCCAAGUUUAGUUCAUGCAUUUCUCAUCAAUACUGGGGGUUUUUUCAGUGAACAGGUGACAUGUGAUUUUCAUAAAUAUUGGAACAGUUAAAUAACACGAAGGUGGACACACAAAAUUGGAGUAACUCAGCGGGACAGGCAGCAUCUCUGGAGAGAAAGAAUGGGUGAUGUUUCGGGUCGAGACCCUUCUUCACACCCGGGUCUCAUAGAAACAUAGACAAUAGGUGCAGGAGUAGGCCAUUCGGCCCUUCGAGUCUGCACCGCUAUUCAAUAUGAUCAUGGCUGAUCAUCCAACUGUCUCGACCCAGGCAGUGAAGAAAGCGAAUGGCAUGUGGCCUUUAUAACAAGAGGAGCUGAGUAGAGGAGCAAAGAGGUCCUUGUGCAGUUGUGCAGGGUCCUAGUGAGACCACAUCUGGAGUAUUGUGUGCAGUUUUGGUCCCCUAAUUUGAGGAAGGACAUUCUUGCUAUUGAGGGAGUGCAGCGUAGGUUUACAAGGUUAAUUCCCGGGAUGGCGGGACUGUCAUAUGCUGAGAGAAUGGAGCGGCUGGGCUUGUAUACUCGGGAGUUUAGGAUGAGAGUGGAUCUUAUUGAAACAUAUAAGAUUAUUAAGGGUUUGGACACGCUAGAGGCAGGAAACAGGUUCCUGAUGUUGGGGGAGUCCAGAACCAGGGGCCACAGUUUAAGAAUAAGUGGUAAGCCAUUUAGAACGGAGACGAGGAAACAGUUUUUCUCACAGAGAGUUGUGAGUCUGUAAAAUUCUCUGCCUCAAAGGGCAGUGGAGGCAGGUUCUCUGGAUACUUUCAAGAGAGAGCUAGAUAGGACAGGGGAUAUGUCCGGAGAUGCUGCCUGACCCGCUGAGUUACUCCGGACAGUCAGGGGAUAUGGGGAGAAGGCAGGAACGGGGUACUGAUUGGGGAUGAUCAGCCAUGAUCACAUUGAAUGGCGGUGCUGGCUCAAAGGGCCGAAUGGCCGACUCCUGCACCUAUUGUCUAUUGAAAUGUCACCUAUUCCUUCUCUCCAGAGAUGCUGCCUGUCCUGCUGAGUUACUCCAGCAUUUUGUGUCCAGCAUCUGCAGUUCUUUCCUACAAGUUAAAUAACAUGAGUAGGAAAGAACUGCAAAUGCUGGUUUAUUCCGAAGAUAGACACAGAGUGCUGGAGUAACUCAGCGGGUCAGGCAGCAUCUGUGGAGAACAUGGAUAGGUGACGUUUCACAGAGUGCUGGAGUAACUCAGCGGGUCAGGCAGCAACUGUGGAGAACAUGGAUAGGUGGCGUUUCACAGAGUGCUGGAGUAACUCAGCGGGUCAGGCAGCAUCUGUGGAGAACAUGGAUAGGUGACGUUUCACAGAGUGCUGGAGUAACUCAGCGGGUCAGGCAGCAUCUGUGGAGAACAUGGAUAGGUGACGUUUCACAGAGUGCUGGAGUAACUCAGCGGGUCAGGCAGCAUCUGUGGAGAACAUGGAUAGGUGACGUUUCACAGAGUGCUGGAGUAACUCAGCGGGUCAGGCAGCAUCUGUGGAGAACAUGGAUAGGUGACGUUUCACAGAGUGCUGGAGUAACUCAGCGGGUGAGGCAGCAUCUGUGGAGAACAUGGAUAGGUGACGUUUCACAGAGUGCUGGAGUAACUCAGCGGGUCAGGCAGCAUCUGUGGAGAACAUGGAUAGGUGGCGUUUCACAGAGUGCUGGAGUAACUCAGCGGGUCAGGCAGCAUCUGUGGAGAACAUGGAUAGGUGGCGUUUCACAGAGUGCUGGAGUAACUCAGCGGGUAAGGCAGCAUCUCCGGACAAAACCCUUCUUCAGACUGCCGAUUCAGCGCAGAGGUAGAAUUGCUGCCUCACAGCGCCAGAGACCCGUACUCGAUCCUGACCAAGGGUGCCGUUUCCACUGAGUUUGCAUGUUCUCCCUGUGACCUGCGUGGGUUUUCUCCAGGAUCUCUGGUUUCCUCCCACACACCAAAGACGACCAGGUUUGUAAGUCAUACUCAUAGAGUGAUACUGUGUGGAAACAGGCCCUUCAGCGCAACUCGCCCACACCGGCCAACGUGUCCCAGCUACACUAGUCCCACCUGCCUGCGCUUGGCAAUAUCCCUCCAAACCUGUCCUAUCCAUGUCCCUGUCUAACUGUUUCUUAAACGUUGGGAUAGUCCCAGCCUCCACUACCUCCUCUGGCAGCUUGUUCCAUGCACCCACCACCCUCUGUGUGAAAAAGUUACCUCUUGGAUUCCUAUUAAAUCUUUUCCCCUUCACCAUGAACCUAUGUCCUCUGGGCCUCGAUUCUCUUACUCUGGGCAAGAGACUCUGUGCAUCUACCCGAUCUAUUCCUCUCAUGAUUUUGUAUUCCUCUAUAAGAUCUCCCCUCAUCCUCCUGCGCUCCAUG
Leucoraja erinaceus (little skate) is the source of this 4822-nucleotide messenger RNA. RefSeq names its product transmembrane protein 241 (gene slc35d4). Bases 25 to 1005 code for a protein of 326 amino acids. The record is from RefSeq and is a predicted model, not a curated record. The transcript has 14 exons. Lineage: Eukaryota; Metazoa; Chordata; Chondrichthyes; Rajiformes; Rajidae.